This is a messenger RNA of Strongylocentrotus purpuratus (purple sea urchin), 675 nucleotides long. RefSeq lists its product as uncharacterized. Bases 67 to 675 code for a protein of 202 amino acids. NCBI's taxonomy places the organism in Eukaryota, Metazoa, Echinodermata, Echinoidea, Camarodonta, Strongylocentrotidae. The record is from RefSeq and is a predicted model, not a curated record. The transcript has 4 exons.
GUUCAUGUCAUAUCACCAUUUUCCAGAGGACUAAAUCUCUGUAGAGUGCAAAGAACAUCUUACACCAUGGAUGGAUUCUGCCUUCUCUAUCUGCUCCUGAUCCUCUUGAUGAGAUCUGGUGACAUUGAAACCAAUCCAGGUCCUAACCCUGCAGUAAGUACUGUCAGUGAAAUGGAGUUCCUAAAGCUGGCCCAGGACAUCGCUCCAUCAUACUACGAGGCUGUAGGGAUAUCUCUAGGGAUCCCCCGUGCUCAGCUACAAGCAAUCCUAAGUGAGCAGUUGAAGAACUAUGCAAGUGCAUUUAUGGAUGUAUUCAUGAAAUGGAAUGUCAUGCAGCAACCUCCACACUCAAACAAACGGCAGCUUUUGGCAGACAAACUACGAAAGAUUGACUUGGGUGGCCUGUCAGACAGAUUACUCAAUGAGCCUCUAAUUCCAAACAGCCAAGGACAAGUUCGGACUAGUCACGGAAAGAUGCGCAGUACACUUAAAUUUGCUGAGGACCAUCAAGACUGCUUGAAUCACAGACCAAACCUCCUUCAGCUGGAUCUCAGACCAAACCACUUUCUCCUGAACUGGUUGAGCGGUGUGCAAAUGAUUUCAAGUUCAAGUACAGGUCAACUGUCUGUAAGAUCAGAGCUGAUCCUCUCAAUCCUGCUUCCAUUGUGCAGUUAA